AUACUCUGCUUAAUGGAAUCAAAUCAUUUUGCUAAUGAUAUUUUAACCAAUAUUGUGCAAAAAUAUUACCCAAAUUGGUUUAACAAAAGACUAGCAGUACAGUAUCCAUCUCAUGUUAAAAAAAUAUUUAAAAUCUUUGCUACAAUGGCUCUAAAUUAUAAUGUUACUCUAGAUUAUCAUUAUGAUAAAAAUAAUGAUGGAUUAUCAGUGGUAGUUCCAAUAGGAGAAUGGAAUGAAGGCUGUCUAGUAUUUACACAAAUAAAAACUAUAGUUGAAUUACAAAAAGGUGAAGCUAAAAGCUGA
Dentiscutata erythropus is the source of this 303-nucleotide messenger RNA. The record is from the annotation of a GenBank genome assembly. NCBI's taxonomy places the organism in Eukaryota, Fungi, Glomeromycota, Glomeromycetes, Diversisporales, Gigasporaceae.